AUGUUCUCGACGCUGAUAAUCAAUCGUUGCGCUACUGUCAGCGGCAAGUCCGCAGCAAUAACCCUCAAGGUUUCUCCAUCGUACCCUAGCGCAAUUUGGUUUCGCGAGCACCGCGGUGAACCAGCUCCUGAGAGCUGGAACUCAAAGGACGUCUCCAAUGCUGAGGGUACUCUCGAGUUAACGCUUUUGGAUCGUAUUAGGGAAGGCCGAGUUGGCGUAACGUAUACAGCCAAAGUGGUUGCCGCCAUGCGAAGCGACGUGGACGUACGACCGACCCUUCCGGAAACUGUCUGCCUCAAGUUCGCCAAACAGGAAUUCAGUCGGGGCCUAGCGCGAGAGGCGUGGUUCUAUGAGCAGAUAGAACCGCUCCAGGGCGUCUCUGUUCCGAUCUUCUACGGCUUCUUUUCAUCACCCAUGGUCGAGCAACCGGGCUUUCCAAACCUCGAAUUCACUCCAUGGACCAACAGGAAAUAUUCAUACGAAGACACGACUGAUAGCCCACCCAACAAUAUAAACCAAUACCCAUCCCAAGAUUGGUUACCAGAUGAUGUCCCACCUUACCGCGGCCGACCCUCGCAUAACGAAAACCCCUCUGGUUAUCAGCAAAACUCACCCUGGUAUAGGUGGAAUUAUACACAGGACAAUCCGACGGUUAGCGUCAUCGUUCUAGAGCUUCUGGGCGAGACCUGUACUGGCCUUCGGGGACCUGAAGUGAAGUAA
Coprinopsis cinerea okayama7#130 is the source of this 720-nucleotide messenger RNA. RefSeq names its product protein kinase subdomain-containing protein PKL/ccin3. The transcript has a single exon. NCBI's taxonomy places the organism in Eukaryota, Fungi, Basidiomycota, Agaricomycetes, Agaricales, Psathyrellaceae. The coding region runs from base 1 to 720 and encodes 239 amino acids. The record is from RefSeq and is a predicted model, not a curated record.